Messenger RNA from Phymastichus coffea, 5561 nucleotides. Its product is annotated as protein sex-lethal-like. The transcript has 8 exons. Gene Ontology annotation, molecular function: RNA binding. The record is from RefSeq and is a predicted model, not a curated record. Lineage: Eukaryota; Metazoa; Arthropoda; Insecta; Hymenoptera; Eulophidae. Gene Ontology annotation, cellular component: ribonucleoprotein complex. The coding region runs from base 930 to 1895 and encodes 321 amino acids.
ACAGAUAGAGAGAGACAGACAGAUACACACACACACACGCACACACACACACACCCAAAGCGUCCCGGCGGCAAAGCGUUUAGAUUACUCAGAUACGUGGUAUAUAGAUGCGUGCACCCACACCAAUGAGUGUGCUCUCCUCAUUCUCUACAUUGCUGCACUUAUGUAACAUAGCCUAUCUUUUUCGUGCUACUGCUGUGGCUACUGCGAUUUUCUCACACAUAUACAUGCAUAUACAAUUAUGUGUAUAGCAAGCACUCUGUGCGCAUAGCUCUCUGCAAUGUGGGACGGCGCGUGACGUGAGAGAGUCAAGCGUGCACUCGCUUAAUUUGUUCUCUCUUGUUCUCUCUCUCUCUCUCUCUCCCUUCCUCUCUCGCUCUCGAUUCCUGUACGGUAUGCAAGCAUCGUGUUUUUGCAAGCAUUUUUAUAGAUAACACCAAAGCCGAUUUUGCUACCGUGCAUGCCCGCGCGGCUUACUUUCAUUCACUUCCACAAGUUCUUUGACACUCUCCCUAUCAUUGCGAUUUUUGUGUGAGAGACACGACGACGACGACGACAACGACGACGACGACAACGAGCUGUCCCGUCACGUCGAGAGGCCGCUUUUGUUUAUCUUUCGUCGCUCGUUGCUUUUUUUCUCGUCUGCAACACGAUAUUUUAUUAUCACAUUUAUUUUCUAUUUUAUUUUUUUUGAUAUUUCGUUUGAUAAAAGCAAAAACUAGAGAGAAAAGCUGCCUGGAUAAUCAUGGAUCCGCCCAUGAAAGAAGUAGUAAUGCAUUUGUUUAUAUUUUUUGUAUUUGCUGACCAUACGGAUGGUAAUUGUCGAUGGAAACAGUCGGAGUUCGUAAGUUCAUCAGACGCUGUGACUGAAGUAGCUUUGGCAUACAACAUCGAACCUGUAAAAGACAAGUAUCCAGAAAGAUAGCAAAAUGAAUGAUCAACAGCCACAGCCACAGCAGCAACAGCAACAGGCGCAGCAACAACAGCAUAGGCCUUACAACGAUGAUCGUACAAAUUUGAUUAUCAACUACCUUCCACAAAAUAUGACUGAGAAAGAGCUUUACAGUUUGUUUGUUACAAUUGGUCCAGUGGAGUCUUGUAGAGUUAUGAAAGAUUAUAAGACUGGCUACAGUUAUGGUUUUGGUUUUGUGAACUAUACAAAAGCUGAAGAUGCAUCUACUGCUAUUACUAGAUUAAAUGGCCUUCAAGUUCAAAAUAAGAGGUUGAAAGUUUCUUUUGCCCGACCUUCUGGUGAAGAAAUCAAAGAAACUAACUUAUAUGUCACAAAUCUGCCAAGGAAUAUUACAGAAAAACAGGUUGAUGAAAUCUUCAGUAAAUUUGGCCAAAUUGUUCAGAAAAAUAUACUCAAAGACAAGCUGACUGGCUUGCCACGAGGAGUUGCCUUUGUCAGGUAUGACAAACGAGAAGAAGCACAAGAAGCAAUAAAUCAGCUGCACGGGACAAUUCCGGAAGGCGGCUCUGAACCUCUCAGUGUCAAAAUUGCAGAAGAACAUGGCAAACAAAAAGCAGCUUAUUAUGCUGGAUGGCAAGCUGGUUACAAUCAGAGCCGUGGUGGAGGAGGCGCCGUGAUGGGUCGAGGUGGCCGUGGCGGUUUCGUACCUCCCGGUCUUGGCAUGGCAGGUAUCGGUGCACCAGCAGCAGGUGGACCACCAGCAGCAAUGCUGGCAGGUCGUGGUGCCGGUGGUUUCGGUGGUCGUGGCGGUGGUGCGGGUGCUGGCGGCCAUCAUGGUUUUGGCGGCGGCGGUCCCGGAGCUGUCCGCAUGGACAAACUUCAUCCACAUCGCUUCAAUCCGCUCGGCAUGAGCGGAGCGACGGCUGGAACGGCUGGUGGCGCGAAUGCACCUGGUGGCUACGCGCAACCGCACUUCUGGUGACGGGUUCCAACGGGCGUUGCCGCUGAUCAUAAGCAGCGGAUUGUUUCCUCGCUCGGCGCCAAUUUUUAGAUGCAAAUUCAAAGAGCGUGGGGGCGAUGUGUUCCGGCAAAAGCAGAGUGGCGCGAAGGAGAGUCGAAUCUACCCCAUCAUAUUUAGAGGACAAAUGUUUCGGCAACAUCCUCGUAGCUGUCUGCGUCCGUCCGUCAAGUAGAGGAAAUUCUUUUUUUUUUUUUAAUCAUCCAACCAUAAAAACAAAACAAAACUCAUUAUUACAUACCAUGUGUAAGGAAGAGGAGAUGAAGAUUGACAAAGUUUUUUUUUUUUUUCUAUUUUACCCUUGCAUAUCUUCUUGCAAGCGCUAAGGAGUUUCUAUCUAUUGUUGAUGUACAUUAUUUCCUUCUUGCUAUAAGUUCAAAACAUUAUCCAAUUUUGGUGAGGGACGCGCGUACGUCUCGGUUGCUGAAUUUUAUUCAAUUGUCUUUUGUUUCCUUCUUAUUUCUCCCUCUAUCUUUUCAUCUUUCGUUUUUUUAGUAUCAACGACGAUUACGCGUGUUAUGAAUAUGUAUUCGUAGCAGCGAAUGAGAAUAUAAUAUGGGUAUUUGUCGAUUGAUACUUGUUUUGUUUGUUCGAUGUUUGCGUCUUUGAUGUUUGAAUAUCAACCGAGCAUCGUCUAGAGCUAAUCUAACUGUGCAACUUCAUUUCGCCGCGUAAUUGUCAUGAGAAAAUUAUAGACUUGUUUUAAACUGCGCUAACUUUGUAAAAUAAGCUACUCAUGAAAGCAUGCUAAAAAAAACAUUUAUUCGUCGUCGCUGAAAUAUAUUUUCUAUGGUUCUAUACUUCAAUGUACCAUAAUACGAUCUUUUUCUGGUAAUUCUGAGAAAAAUCUUGUGAUUAUUCAACUAUAAAUGUCAGUAAACGGAAAAGUAAAUGAACGUAAUUUUUUGUUAGCGUGUUAUCGAUUAUAUAACACCAAUGUAUUUUCCUACUUAGUAGGAAAUGGCAGACAGAUAUAUAUUUAAAAAAUUGUAGGUAAGAGAAUAUACAAAAAUGUUAGUUAGCCCUUUGCUCGCAUGAGAAGCGUCGAAGACAAAACCUGUGCAAAUAAAAAAAACAACUCAGAGAUGGAAAUAUAAAAAAACUUUAAGAAUUCCUAAUACGAUGCGAGGACGCGCGUAAUCCUUUCUUUCUUUUUUUAAUAUCGUUGUUUAGGAAAUGUAAGACUGACUUUUACAUAAGAAUUGUAAGUGACAUUUGUAUGCGUGCAACACUGCCUCGGUUAUUCGGAAAUAAGCAUCGUAUGCUAACGUUGUGUACACGAUAUAUCGAUCGUUCCGGAACUAUAUGCGAAAUUUCAAACGAGCGAAAGUUUUAGGAAAUUAAUUGUGCGCGAUAAAACAUCCAACUUUGCCAGGGACGCGCAUCGAAGCUACCCAAAACAUAAAACGAAACUGUAAAAUUUGUUUAGCAAGCCGGAGCAUAAUGCUUCCAUAUUGAUUCUAUUGAAUUCUAUAGUACAAUUGCCAGAAAAAUUUUGUAAAAUGAAAAAAAAUAAUGGAAAUUUCAUCGUAAAAGUAUAUCUGAAAAAUAUCGAUUUUCUGUUGGUGAAAUUAGCCAUAUCGGGCAAAAAUAGCGUCGUGCAAAAAUGUGUAUACCGAACGAUAGGGGCUAAAAGUCGAGCAUGCUGGUUCGUCCAGAGCCCAUUGGACAUCUGAAAUGUAGGCGGGCGAAGAUCUUUCAACAUUUUAUUUUUUAUCAAUCAACUAUUGCACUGUCGUUAGAUUUUUAUCAAGUCAACUUACAUAAAAUUAAACAUGUUGAGUUUUACCACUUCUGGGUUAAUCUAUUUUAACUGGAAUUGAUUUUGUUCGUGAAAAUUACUUCGUUCGUUCAAAGUAGAAUAAUUUUACUUUAUAGAUUUACAAUUUUAUGGUGUCAUAGAAAAAAUUAAACUUUUUUUUUUUAUCUUAGUUCAAUCGACUUUUUUCUAUUCUAUACAAUGGUAAUAAGUUUGUAUUAUCAGUAAUAACGUAAUAAAAAUUCUUAGUAAUUAAGAAGUUUCCAUUUUUUUUUUUACUUUUUAAUUUAGACGACGAACCAUAAUAUUGGACUUUCAAAAUUUUAAUAUACAUAAUUUUAGUUCCAAUGAAGCAUGUAACUUUCCAUGAAGUAUUUCAGAUGUCCAAUUGUGUUUUAUAAUAGGAAAUUUAAGAAUCUUCUCAUCAUGCUUAAUCGUAGCAAAUAUUAUAACCCAAGAAGACACAAGGUAGCCGAAUCAUAUGUUCCUAGUUGACAUUUAAAUCUUUUGCAAUAACCAAUCACACGUUAAACACGUUGAAGUUAUUUUUAAUCGUUAACAACUUGUAAACGUUAUAUUGAUUCAAAGAAAAUAAAUCAAAUUUUUUGCUUGUAAUAGCAAAUAUGAUUAGGUUACCAUUGCGAGAGAGUUAAAAAUUGUUCUUGUACAUACCAAAUAUUAUAAGGCUCUGAAGUCGUUCGUUUUCUUGAGUUUUUCCUAGAACAUCAAUUUUUCGAUCUCUUUCGCUCUCUGUUUAUUUACAUCGUAUAAUAAUUAUCGCGACGGUUAGAUACUUUUACAGAAACUGUUACCGUGACGAUACUUGUGUAUGCAAAUUGUGAAUAACAUUGAUGAUGGAGUUAGUAGAAAAGUUGCUAGCCGAAAAAUCGAAUAAGUCUUUUUUACCAAUUCAAGUAUGAGACUACGUUAAGAGCUCUAUUAUUUGCGUUAGUUGCUUAUGAAGUCUCUAUAUAUUUCUAAUAAUGUAAUGGAUGUUUGAAUGCCGAUGUUAUAAAUUAUGACUAAACAUGAAGAAGACAUUACAAUUGUUACAUGAAUUAUACAUUGGUUAAGAUUAUGAGUAGAUUAAAUGAGAAGUACGUUUUAUAAAAGAUAAAUGUAAUACUUAGUUAUGGGUAAAUUUUAUAAAGUUCAAUUACAAACUAAUUAUAAUUGGUAGUUUAUUUUUUUAGUUUUUUUUUUUAAUUAUUAUUAUUCUUACAUCGUAAAAGAGUAGUCACCACAUACAAAUGUAUAGCGUACAUCUAUUUAUUAAAUUAAUUUAUACAAGAUACAGAAAAUUAUACAUAUAUUCUAAUAAUUGACAUAUAUUUCACAUGCACAUUAACAAUAUAUGUUCGAAAAUCCACAGAGAUAUUUUGUCUCGUUCGGAUUGUUGAUCAGUUACGCUCACGGCGAUGCCCAUCAGGGGGCAGCUUGCAAAUUCAAAGUCAAGCGAAGGUGCCCUAUGACGAGCCGCACCGUAAGCGUUCAAAUUCAUUUCUGUGUCCGAUGACAAUCUCCAUACUGAUCAUUCUGAACUUUUCAUUGAAAAUUCAGUGUUAUCUCAUUCUCGACUCGAUUUUUCAUGGUUCAGUGAGGACGUUUGAAGAAAUUCGUUGAUCUUGCGUUGAUGGCGUCCUUGAAGAAGAAAAGAAUGAAAUUAAUUUUCAGCGUGUUCAGUGCAGUGCAAUGAUAUAAAACAAAUCAAUUUGUACAUAGCGAGACUUCAGAAACUCUUCUGUUACGAGUUUGAUGUUUAUAUCUUUCAAUGUUUAAUAGUGAAAUAAUGAACAAAAUUUUAAAUUUUUACUGUAGCAUUGAAAAAUGAAAAAGAGAAAAAAAACGGAAUAAAAUCUUUCAAGAUCUUU